AUGGGUCGCUGGGGGCAUCGUCUUUUCGAAGGUGACCAUGACAUUGACAUUGCCUGCGAUCUAGGCGAGACUCUCAAGGGCACACCCCUCAGACUGAGCAGAAUGGUCCACCAAACCGACAUGCUAGCCCCCCAAGAAGCCCUGAUGUUCUACCAAACCGACGAGUACAAGCCCAUCCUCGAACAAGAUGUCGCCGAAGUCCGCGCCCAGCUCGAUUCGGGUCUCGGAGACUGCUUCUUCGAAAAGGUCCUCGCCCAAGCCAAGCAGAACACCUUUGACGGCCCAUACCGAAUCAUCAUCGCCGGGGCCCUCAUGAUGCGUGCAGGUGCCAAGAUCAAGCCCAAUCACAUCCAGUACCUUCGUGGGCUGGUUCCCAAAAUCCAUUGCAACCAUCGCUAUGCCCUGCCCCUGUUUGACCAUGGAUUCCGUGAACCAGGUCGGGUUCAGUUCCUCAACGCCCUGGACAACUAUACCGCCGGUGCCCCGCGGGACUUUCAGGAGCCCAGCUGCUUCACGUGUGGCCGGAGCGAGGUUGAUCUUGGAUUCGCUCCCAAGAGGUGCUCUCGCUGCCGUGGCGCCUGGUAUUGCUCCCAGAAAUGCCAGAAAGCGCAAUGGGCCAACCACAAGCCUGCUUGCAUCCCGCCCGAGAAGAAGUUCAUGCUCAAUGUUUAG
Molecule: messenger RNA, 672 nt
Organism: Clonostachys rhizophaga
Lineage: Eukaryota; Fungi; Ascomycota; Sordariomycetes; Hypocreales; Bionectriaceae
Source: the annotation of a GenBank genome assembly